AUUACUCGCCUGCUCACGCCGCGCUGCGCGCUUUUCCGCUCCUCGCGGCCCCCCCACAUUGUUCUCUCAGGACUCCUGGGUCCCCAGGGGCUGAAUUCGGGGCCUGAGCCGGGGACAGGAGAGACUUGGCUUUGGCGGGAGGGUCGGAGGUUUGGGGCCAGGCCCCCCCGCCCAGGGGCUCCCCUCCCCCACGGCACUUUGGGGGGUGUGGAUUAUCUCAUCCCCGCAGGGAGGUGGGAGAGCGCGCCGGCCGCCCGCCUCCCUCCCGCCUCCCCGGCGGCGCCGGCCCGCGGCAGCCCCGCAGUAUGAGGUGGUGCUGGCGGCUCGGGGCCGUGGCGCGGCCGCUGCGGCGGCGGCUGCUGGGGGGGCGCUGAGGGAGCCCCCGGGAGCGGCGCGGCGGACGCGCUUCCCCGCGGCGCGCCCGGGCCUCGAGGCUUUUCUUCUCCAGCCGAGGGGACGCGGCUGUGCCACGAAGCUCUCGCAGCUCCUGGGGCUUAUAGCUGGAAUAUGUUAUGGGUGAGCGAAGGGAGAAGGGAUGGAAUCGGUGCGGAGAUGGAAUGUUCCACAGGACCUAAACUCUAGACCGAGUGUGGACAGUAAUGACCUCGCGUUUCCGAUUGCCUGCUGGCAGAACCUACAAUGUACGAGCAUCAGAGUUGGCCCGAGACAGACAGCAUACGGAGGUGGUUUGCAACAUCCUUCUUCUGGAUAACACUGUACAAGCUUUCAAAGUUAAUAAACAUGAUCAGGGGCAAGUUCUGUUGGAUAUAGUCUUCAAGCAUCUUGAUUUGACUGAGCGUGACUAUUUUGGUUUACAGUUGGCUGACGAUUCCACAGACAACCCAAGGUGGCUGGAUCCAAACAAACCAAUUAGGAAGCAGCUGAAGAAACUGCUUUUAUUAAUUCUAGGAGGAUCUCCUUACAGUUUGAACUUCAGAGUCAAAUUUUUUGUAAGUGACCCCAACAAGUUACAAGAAGAAUACACAAGGUACCAGUAUUUUUUGCAAAUUAAACAAGACAUUCUUACUGGAAGAUUGCCCUGUCCUUAUAAUACUGCUGCCCUUUUGGCUUCAUUUGCUGUUCAGUCUGAACUUGGAGACUACAAUCAGUCAGAAAACUUGCCAGGCUACCUCUCAGAUUAUUCUUUCAUUCCUAAUCAACCUCAAGAUUUUGAAAAAGAAAUUGCAAAAUUACAUCAGCAACAUACAGGUUUAUCUCCUGCAGAAGCAGAAUUUAAUUACCUGAACACAGCACGUACCUUAGAACUCUAUGGAGUUGAAUUCCACUAUGCAAGGGAUCAAAGUAACAAUGAAAUUAUGAUUGGAGUGAUGUCAGGAGGAAUUCUGAUUUAUAAGAACAGGGUACGAAUGAAUACCUUUCCAUGGUUGAAGAUUAUAAAAAUUUCUUUCAAGUGCAAACAGUUUUUUAUUCAACUUAGAAAAGAAGUGCAUGAAUCUAGAGAAACAUUAUUGGGAUUUAAUAUGGUGAAUUACAGAGCAUGCAAAAAUUUAUGGAAAGCAUGUGUAGAACAUCACACAUUCUUCCGUUUGGACAGACCACUUCCACCUCAAAAGAAUUUUUUUGCACAUUAUUUUACAUUAGGUUCAAAAUUUCGGUACUGUGGGAGAACUGAAGUCCAGUCAGUUCAGUAUGGCAAAGAAAAAGCAAAUAAAGACAGGGUAUUUGCAAGAUCCCCAAGUAAGCCCUUGGCACGGAAAUUAAUGGAUUGGGAAGUGGUAAGCAGAAAUUCAAUAUCUGAUGACAGGUUAGAAACACAAAGCCUUCCAUCACGAUCUCCACCUGGAACUCCUAAUCAUCGAAAUUCUGCAUUCACACAAGAGGGAACCCGGUUACGACCAUCUUCAGUUGGUCAUUUGGUAGACCAUGUGGUUCACACUUCCCCAAGUGAAGUAUUUGUGAAUCACAGAUCUCCAUCUUCAACACAAGCUAAUAGCAUCGUUCUGGAAUCAUCACCAUCACAGGAGACCCCUGGAGAUGGGCAGCCUCCAGCUUUACCACCCAAACAAUCAAAGAAAAACAGUUGGAACCAAAUUCAUUAUUCACAUUCUCAACAAGAUCUGGAAAACCAUAUUAACGAAACAUUUGAUGUUCCAUCGUCCCCUGAAAAAUCUACUCCUAAUGGUGGUAUUCCACAAGAUAAUCUUGUUCUAAUCAGAAUGAAACCUGAUGAAAAUGGAAGGUUUGGAUUCAAUGUAAAGGGAGGAUAUGAUCAGAAGAUGCCUGUGAUUGUGUCCCGAGUAGCACCAGGAACACCUGCUGACCUCUGUGUCCCUCGAUUGAAUGAAGGGGACCAAGUUGUACUGAUCAAUGGUCGGGACAUUGCAGAACAUACCCAUGAUCAAGUUGUCCUGUUUAUUAAAGCUAGCUGUGAGAGACAUUCUGGGGAACUCGUACUCCUGGUUCGACCUAAUGCUGUAUAUGAUGUAGUGGAAGAAAAGCUAGAAAAUGAGCCAGACUUCCAGUACAUUCCGGAGAAAGCCCCACUAGAUAGCGUCCAUCAGGAUGACCAUUCGCUGCGGGAGUCAAUGAUCCAGCUAGCCGAGGGACUUAUCACUGGAACAGUCCUGACACAAUUUGAUCAACUAUAUCGGAAAAAACCUGGAAUGACAAUGUCUUGUGCCAAAUUACCUCAAAAUAUUUCCAAAAAUAGAUACAGAGAUAUUUCGCCUUAUGAUGCUACACGGGUCAUUUUAAAGGGUAAUGAAGACUAUAUCAAUGCAAAUUAUAUAAAUAUGGAAAUACCUUCUUCUAGCAUUAUAAAUCAGUAUAUUGCUUGUCAAGGGCCAUUACCACACACUUGUACAGAUUUUUGGCAGAUGACUUGGGAACAAGGCUCCUCUAUGGUUGUAAUGUUGACUACACAAGUUGAACGUGGCAGAGUUAAGUGUCACCAGUAUUGGCCAGAACCCACAGGAAGUUCAUCCUAUGGAUGCUAUCAAGUCACCUGCCACUCAGAAGAAGGAAACACAGCAUAUAUCUUCAGGAAGAUGACACUAUUUAACCAAGAGAAAAAUGAGAGUCGUCAACUCACUCAGAUCCAGUACAUAGCCUGGCCUGACCAUGGAGUUCCUGAUGAUUCAAGUGACUUUCUGGAUUUUGUUUGUCAUGUACGAAAUAAGAGGGCUGGCAAGGAAGAACCUAUUGUUGUUCAUUGCAGUGCUGGAAUUGGAAGAACUGGGGUUCUUAUUACUAUGGAAACAGCCAUGUGUCUCAUUGAAUGCAAUCAACCAGUUUAUCCACUAGACAUUGUAAGAACAAUGAGAGAUCAACGAGCCAUGAUGAUCCAAACACCUAGUCAAUACAGAUUUGUAUGUGAAGCUAUUUUGAAAGUUUAUGAAGAAGGAUUUGUUAAACCCUUAACUACAUCAUCAAAUAAAUAAGAAAGCAAAAGUCUGGGACAUGGGUCAGAAAACUGCUUUCUCUUAUAUUCACUGUGCCAUAAUUCUGCUUGCAGGAAAUGGCAUUUAGACAAAACAAAUGAAGAACUAACAAAAACUGAAAACUUCAGCACUGUUGCACUUUAUGUUUAAGAAAAUGUCACUCUCUCAAAAUCUGUAAUUCACGUGUUUGAAGACUAUUUCAUGCUUUGCUCCGAACAAAUAGUGAAUAACUGAGUAUGUUCAGGGUAAUUUAUGAAAUUUGUGGUGGUGCCAUGCAGUCCCCUUCUGGUAGAAUUGCCACAAACAAGGCUCAGAAUUAUCAUCAUCUCUGUUAUACACCUGUAUCUUGAAAGCAAAAAGAAGUAAACAUCAGGAGUCAGCUCUGGUGUUUCCCAGUGAUUCAUGUACUUAUUACUAUACUGGUUACCAGAUUUUUAUUUUUUAAAUUUUAGCAAUAUCAUUCUCAAUAUUAGCCAGUACACUGCCUAUGGAUGCAGCACAUCUUUCCCUGUACUCCCCCUGUAGAGACCUGCUGUUCAUGAGAAGAAAGAUGGAAUUUGCUUUUCCCAGGAAAUGCUGCACAUUGUCCAUUUACCAGCAUCUUAUAGAAAGUAUAAAUAUGAAUCUACAAAUUUUCUUGAAUUUAAUAAUGUAACUUAUAUUUAUCAUAAGGUUGGCUUAUUCCAAAUCAUGUGAUUUCACAUACUUGAUGUAAAGGAAUGCAUGCAUUGUGUCUUAACCCCUUAAGUGCCUUGAGACGUCUUUGUAUGUCUAAUGAAAAGGCACUCAUUUGACCCCACUAGGAGGUAUGUAUGUAUAUUGUACAUUUACAUUUUUAUGCAUUUUGAAUCAGUUCACAUUUUAAAACAUAGCUUCUUGUAUGAAGAGUUACGCAGUCAAAAAAGGGUAUGGAAAUUCUAUUUCUUACUCAGUUUUCCUGUAUUUUGCCACAAGAAGCAAAGGUAAUUUGUGUUCUACUGAGUGAGCAUGCUGCUGCUAUGGAAUUGUCGAAAAUCUGCUCAUGCCUUUCCUGCAGGACAAGGGUUACAGUUUAGCAGCUCAAGUCAAAAGAUGCUUUAUUAUUCAAAUUUUCUAUUUAUUUUAUCCCUAACUUUAGAAAUGGCACCUAAUAUGCACAUUAAAGUUAAACAUAUUCAUAUUUUCGCUAAAGAUAGAGCAGUUCAUUGUGAUUUAUUUCUAUCACUGUCUAAAUUAUUACUCUAAAGCAUUCAUUUCAGUUCAUUUCAAGCUUUGUUCACACUGGUCUGUUUGUUGGGAUACUUCAAACAGGGAAUGAAAUGUUAUUGACUUAUUUCUAAAUGUAAUCCCUCAACUGAAAUGAGGGUUUUGCUGGGGUUUUUUUGCAUACAAUUAAAUUACUCUAGUUUAUAUAUACUUACUAAGUUAUAAGCAUGUUAAUAUGGAGAGUUUUGAUUGUCCAGCCUGAUGGAGGAUCUGAUUCCCUUUAAGGAUGUAUGUAUUUUCCUCUUCAGGAUUUUUUUUAAGUCUGUAGAGAGAGAGAACUUUAAAAUUGCCCAGUUUUAAUAUAAGUGGAAACUUGCUCACCUAUUGAAAUGUUAUGUUACACAAUUAUAUGGAUUAUGGUUAAAACAGAUUCAUUUCCUAGUGGUUUCCGAAUACUUCUGUAUAGUCUUGAUAAAACUUAGAGUUGAAUAGUUUCGGAAUGCCAUUUAGUAUGAGGGGGGAGGAUGCACAUUUAAGAAUCUUCAGUGUAAUAGAAAUGAUGUUAUUUCAAAUACUCAGAAUCCAUAAUAAUAAAUUUUAGGAAGUUAAGUCCUAAACAUUAAUAGCCAAGAUAUCAAAUAAAUUAUUAUAAUCAAAUAUUUUAAUUUUUUAAGAGAAAAGUAACAUAACCUUUAUGUCAGAGAGAAAUUCUCCUAUCCCUGGGUUUCACAGCCAAGAAAGUAUAAAUUAGUAAAUAACUAUAGUCUUAUUUGAACAUUCCAUUCUCUACCAACAGAUAAAUACAAUUUAGGCUGCUCUGUGACAUCAUGGUAAGUUGAAAAGUGAACAACUAAAAUCAUGUUGGGGGUCUACAUAAUUAAUAACUGUUUUGAUAGUUUUUACCUAAAUUAAAAUCUGUUCUAACUGUAUGGAUAGAAUAUGACAACCAAAAAUUAAAAAGAUAAAAAGAUACAGUUGUUGUAUAGAUAUAAACAGAUAAAUGUCAUGAUUGCUAUGUUCUUUAACUUACAGUUUUGUUUACACUUCUGAGAUAAACUCUAAUAAUUUGUUGGCAAUGAGCACUGUUGCCUUUUGUAAUCAUUAAUUCCAGUCUUUAACUGAUAAAUAUUAGAAGUUUAGAAUUACCUUUAAGUUUCUCAUAUAUGGAUUUUUCAUCUGGUAGCUACCCUCUGUCAGUAUUUUUAUGUACAGAAUAGAUCCUUUUUAAAGACAUAUUUAUUAGGAUCUUAAAUUUAAAAUAAAUUAUCCUUCACAGCUUCUUAAAAUGGAUAUGCUAAUUAUGCUUCUCUGUUCACCCAACAGAUAAGACUUUAUCCAUUACACCUAAGAAUUUUUUAACCUGUUUAUCAAUCUAAAUAGGGUUCUAGGAAUAAUCCUAGCUUUAAUAUGCCAAGUAGUUCUAGAUUCCAUUCAUAUCAGUGUAAUAUUGUGUAAUAAAAUGUCAAAUUUCUUGUAUCUGAACUACUCUCCCCCUCCUCCCAUAACUCCCCUGUUCGCUUACCGCCCCCCCCCCCCCCACACACACACUCUAGAAGUCAGUGCUGACUGUUAUUCUCACAAGUGGAAAUAGGUAUUGGUGAAUCAGGGGGCUUUGUAAAUGCUAAGAAAUGUUUGUGAAAACCUUUCCUCUUUGAUUUAAAAUGGUUUUACCAUGUUCAUUUUAAAUGUUUUAUUGAGCAUCCAAUUUGUGUCAGCACUGUGUACAUAGCAUGAAGAAUAUUUUGGAAUAGACUUUAACAUUCACAAGAAGAAUUGGUAGUAUUUGUUAAACAAUGCAUCCAUUCAAAAUAGAGGCCGAGUAAACCGUGUAAGAAAUAACGUCCUUUGUGUGGCCUGCUAGCACAAGUAGGAGUGGGGGAAGGGGUUGAUCGUUAUGAUUAAGAGUAAGGAGAAAAUUUAUAUAUAGAAACUGACUUCAAACUUAAAGAGGUAUGGUAAGCCAUUAAGACACACACUUUGUGUGUUUAUAUAUUUGUGUGUUUCAUAAAGGCUGAUGCUAACAGGGGUAAAGGAUUAUUUUAAGUAUAGAGUUGUUUAUAAUGUGUUGGCAGAUCUGAUCAGGUCUAAUCAGGUAUUUGAGCAAAAGUCUUCGGUCUCCACUAGAAAUACUCUUAACUUGAGAGCUGAAAGGAACCUGAGUGGUUUUAUCUAAUCUCACCUUCUCCUAUUAUUUUAGGCAUCAUAUAUGAAUAUCAUAAAUUCUUGUGAAUUUUAGUCUGUUUCAGCUCAAGAAUUAUACUCAGGCAGUGUUUUAUUUAAUAACUAUGAUGACCUUAGAAGAUGUCACUUAAUUUAGAAAAUAAGUAGGCUUUAAAAGGUGAUCCUAAUUAGGACCCUGACUCAGUUUGCUAGUCAUGCUUCCCUGAUAGAACAUAAGCUUUUGUAAAGUAUUUAGGCUGAUACACAUGCAGUAUGAAAACAUUCUGAAAUGUAAAUUAGAAGACUAAUUUUUAAAAGCACUUAAAACAUAGAACUAGGAUUUAGAAUAUAUGUCCACUUAUAAUCAAAUAAUUUAUGUUCAUAAUGUGAACAUGUAGUAGAAUUAAAGCAUUACUUAUUUUAUAAUCUUAAAAGGAAGAAAGAAACGAGAAUUUUUAACAAUGUUCUAUUUAAUACCUGUGUUUUGAAUAUUUAAGAUACUCUGAUAGUAAGGUUGCCAAAGUAGUUUUGAAUUCAUUAAAAUUAUUUAUACCACAGUAAGGUGGGAUAUGUUUACAUCUCUUUUAUUUUGUAGUUUAGGUGAAUUUACAUAUAAGUCACUUAGAGUAAAUACAUUAUGGUAAAUAUUUGUUGGGAUAAACAUCUCUUAAUAAUAUGACAUGAAAAAGAUGAAUUACGUCACAGCUGGCUUUUAUGCCACAUCAACAAAGUAACAGUAUUAUCAUUGCUUCCCACAGUUGCUUUAACUGUCCAACCACAAUGUCUGCAGUCAUUUUUGCGUGUAUGUUGUUUCCUCCAAGUAAAACAGCUAUGUUAUUAAAACCCACUAAAUUUUCUCAAAUAUCAGAAUUACUGAUCAGUUAGCAAAGAUUUAUUGGUGUCUCAGUGUGAUCACAACAUAAGUUACAGCAACUGUUUUAUGAAAUUCUUAGUGAAUUGUAUAGCUACUAAGGAAUUUACAUAAUAAUAAAACAUUUUUGAGAGCUAACGGCUAAUAGAUAAGUAAGUUCAGCAAUUUUAUAAAGAGCCCGUGAAAUUAAUCCCUAAAAUGUAUUUUUGGGGUUCAGCUUACUUUACAAUGUCUACAACUGUUAACAUCAUUUUUUGUUCUAUACCAACUUCAUUUAUUCUUUUUUUCUGACUUCAUUUAUUCUUAGUAGCAAUUAGUACAGUAAGCCUUUCAGUGUUAUCAAAAACAAGUCCUAUAUCAGUAAGAAAUUAGACACUUUAAUUUCAUAAUCUUGGUGAAGUUGUCCUGGGUAGACACCAAAUAGUUAUUUCUGUUUCCAUUUCUAGAUUUUGCCGCUACUUAUUUGUAUGUUUUUCUACUGCAGUUUACUGUUGAUUUCUAAAGUUUUAUAGUCAUUGUUAUUUUUAUUUUAGCAAUCCAAGCUAAAUGGGCGGCCAUAGGUAGUAUCUAUUGGGGUGCAGUCCAUCAACAUUGACUAGAUGUGGUUCCGUGCAUAAAGGAGAAAACCAAUUUUUUUUUAAUUUACAAAGUGAGAAGUAUUAGCAAUAUUGCAAGUUAAAGACUACAAUUUUAGUUGAAAGUCCUAAUGUUUAACUUCCUGAAACCUUUUAAAAUUUCCAAUGAAAGAAUGAAAGUGUUUAAAAGCCUUGUGCUCAUAAAAGUUUCAGUUAAGCACUGUAGAAUUUUCCUACUUAUUGUUGUGUAAAUUAUAGAGAAAGUAUUUUUCUAUGGACAAGAGAUUGAAACUGUUAACUUCUUUUACUUCAUUGUGUAAAAAGAAAAAUGAUAUUUGUAUGUCUUUCAUGCUGUAAGAAAAAUGAAUGUAUCUUUGAAAUGUUAUUAGAAUUAUGACUUGAUUCUAAGGAUACUCUUUGUUUUAAAAAAGUCAGCAAAGGAUUGAAAAAAGGAAGAGUGUAUUCUACUUCAUUAUGUAAAAUCAGUUUUAGAAGAAAAAUGUAAUUUUCAUUAUAAACGAGCAAUCAUUACUGAAGCAUAUUUCAAAUAUAAUGUACAUUCUUUUUGUUUUGUUUUAGCUAUAGUAUAGAAAAUUUCAAGAAAAUUUGUGCUUACUAUUUUUAAGUGUAAAAUAAUUGUAGACUUCUGGAGUGUGGAAGGGUGUUUGUGUGUGAGGGUAAACAUUCUGCUGCAUGUGUUUACCAUGAGGGAACGUUCUCAGGCAUUGUCAACUGUGGCAGCCACAAAUGAGGACAUCGUUGUGAGUGUGACUUUGGUGAAGCCAGAAGUCUGUGCCUCAGAUUUACUACAGUAAAUAUGUGCAGAGGCCCCUGGCAAAUAGUUUUGCCUUUUUAUUAUCUGUAUCUUGGACAGAUAAGACCACUGAGCCCAGUUCUGACUUGUAACAGUGGUGUCUUAGAUGCUUAAGGGUUAUUAAUUCAGCUGAACAACAACAAAAACCCUACAUUUUUAACCAUCUUUUAGGCAUGAUUCAUUUGUUCAACGGUCUCUUUAAAGGGUAGUAUUUAUUAACUAUCACUUGUUAAACUUGACUCAAUGGGGCCUUCAUUAUUUUGACUCCUGCUUCCAUCCCUCUAACUUUUAAAAAUCAAUUAAUUUCAUUUUAUAGUAGUCUCUGUGAAGUAAAUACCCUGAACAACUAUAAGGUGAUAUCUUUCUUCACUAGCUAUUUUUUUAACUGUUUUUAAGAGAUUACUAUUGGGCCCCCUUCACCCUGAGAGUUUCCAAAAUUUAGCAAAUACUACUUGUGAUAACUUUAACUGAAAUGCCACCUUACUAAAUGAAAUUAUCACCAUAAAGUCAUCAAGGAGGAUCAGCCCAGUUUACAAUCUUAAACCCAAAUAGGUGCUGACGUUUGAUUUCCCCAAAUCCACUGUAGUCACAAUUGAGCCCAUUUUACCUUUUAUUUAAAAGAAGCUUUUUGGGUUUUGCUCCUGAGUUGUGUUGCAGUUUUUUGCCUUCCCUGGCAAGAAAAUUUCAAUCCAAUUCUGGAACUCUCUGUCACCCAUCUUUUCCAACCCUUUGGUGAGUUCACAAGAUCAUCCAGUCUUUCUUGUAUCCUGUAGAGUAGGUCAGAUUUCAAUGCUGAAAUGAUUUCUUGAAUUUUAAAUAGUAGCACUUUAUUUCAUGCUUACUACUGACUUAAUUUAUACAUUUAAAAAUAAAAUCUAGGAGUUUUGUAAAUAUGGAAAAAACUUUAAUGGAUUAGUAUGUAGAGCUCAUUGGAUUGGACCCAAGUAAAAUGCUUUACAAUGAUCUCUUGGUCUUUUGAUAUUUAAAAGGUAACUUGUGUGAUUUUAGCUUUGCCACUUUUCUGUAAUUUAUUUAGUACAGUAAAGACUACCCAGUUGACUGUCUUGCUGGACUCUUGAGUUCUCUCAGCUAGCUUCAACCAGGUUUGGUUUACAGUAAUCAUUUCUGCUUUGCAUUUUUUAUACAUUACAUGAACACUUGGAAAUCCAUUUGUUUGGUUUUAAGUUGUAGGUAGGGGUUAAGUCAAUACUGCACCACAAGUAAGUUGAAGAGGGCAAAGUCCUGACACUUUAUAUACAUGUCAAGGGGCAGGAUUUAAGACACUAAAAACAGUUUACAUUAAGCUGUUUUCAUUUUCUAUCAUUAGAAUAUUUGUGCUUAAAAAAAUUAAAAACUGUCCACCCAGUCUUCUCACAGCAUCAGGACAUUGCAGUUACAAAUCCAUAUUGUAAUCUUUUCAGAUGAGAAAAGCUAGUCUUUAUUUUCUACAGUGUAGGCUUAAUUUUAGGACAGAUAAUUUACUAUAUACUCAUCAGUGAUAUUUUUAAGUAGUUUUACAAAUAAUUAUUUCUAUGUAGAGGGUGUAUUAAUUUGGGAUUUUUUUUUCUUGUAACAGGUGCUAUAUGUAAAUAUGAAGGGCGAAAAGUCACUUAGUUAAAAGUCUAGUUUAUUUCAUAAUUAAAAUAUGAUUUUGCAUUUCUGCUGUCAUUUCACGUUUGAUCGUACUGAACUAGUAGCAAAAUGGAAUUAGCCCCUUAAUUUUUUUAACUAUCUUCCCUCAUUUCACAAAAACAACUCUUUGCGUAUGGUUUGUUUCCAUAAAUAAGAGGCAGAGAAGCUUAGGAUUCAUUUAAAAUGUGUAAGCUUGAAUUUGGUCAACACUGGAUAAUUUGAAAUCAUACCCUGCAUCUGUCACUGCAGCUUACUGUAUGCUUGAAAGGCCUUGUGUAUUUGUCUUAAUUUCAGUGAAAAAUUAGAAUUCCUGCCGUUUAUUCAUGUAAAAAAAUCUGUGAAUACUAACAGCAGACAGGAUAAAAAUGCCGAUUUGCAUUAAAACUGCUUGAGUCCUAAGAGCGAUUAUGUUAACGUGAAAUGCUUUUACACAUAUUUUGUUGGCCAUAUUUCAUUUUGAUUGAACAAUAGUUAGUUGUUCAAGGUACAAACGUGAAAAAACUAGCUGUGACUUUUAAUUGUUCAAUUGCAAAAUAAAGAUAUGCUUUAGUAAUUUAAA
Messenger RNA from Mirounga angustirostris (Northern elephant seal), 11197 nucleotides. It is a transcript of the gene PTPN4, whose product is annotated as protein tyrosine phosphatase non-receptor type 4. The coding region runs from base 600 to 3401 and encodes 933 amino acids. Lineage: Eukaryota; Metazoa; Chordata; Mammalia; Carnivora; Phocidae. Gene Ontology annotation, molecular function: protein tyrosine phosphatase activity; cytoskeletal protein binding. The transcript has 28 exons. Gene Ontology annotation, biological process: protein dephosphorylation. The record is from RefSeq and is a predicted model, not a curated record. Gene Ontology annotation, cellular component: cytoplasmic side of plasma membrane; cytoskeleton; cytoplasm.